AUGAUAGCAGAAGCCAUUGCCAAGCGAAGCAAACCCCUAUCAGACGGAGAAUUUGUCAAGGAAUGCUUGGAGAUGUUUGCAUCGGUAGCGUGUCCGGAGCAAGAAGCAUUAGUUAAAAAUAUAAGCUUGUCACAUCAAACCAUAGCAAGAAGAAUUGAUGACAUGACCAAAGAUAUUGAAUCGUCUUUAAAAACGCAAUUGAAGAAAUGUGUUUUUUACAGUUUCGCACUCGACGAAAGUACUGAUGUACCAGAUACCGCACAGUUGACAGUUUUUAUAAGAGGGCUGUGUGCAAAAGUACUUGAAUUGAAACACGUGAUGGAUAAAGUAGUGCAGACAGUUAAUUUUAUACGUGCAAGAGGACUGAAUCACAGACAGUUCCAGGCUUUUCUGUCUGAUGUCGGUUCAGAUCACGAAGACAUCAUGUACUUCAGUAGCGUUCGCUGGCUCAGUAGAGCAUCCACACUUAAACGAUUCUAUUCGUUGCUCGACGAAGUAAAGAUUUUUCUUGAAAACAAAGGUCAAGAAAUUGAUUUCCUAACUGAUGAGCAGUGGUUGGCUGAUCUGGCCUUCCUGGUUGACAUUACUAAGUACCUCUCUGAUCUUAACUUAAAACUGCAAGGAAAAGAUCAAUUAUGCACGCAGUUAUAUGAACACAUUCAAGCUUUCACAAAGAAGCUCAUAUUGUUAGAAAAACAACUGGAACAAAAACAGUUGGUUCAUUGGGAGACUCUAUCUGCCAGAAAUCAAGAAAUGUUGGACUUAGCCAAGUACGUGUCAUUGUUGCAAAGAUUGAGGAAUGAGUUUGAAGAGAGAUUCGUAGACUUCAAAUUACAAAUUCCUAACAUGAAAGUGUUCCAAAAUCCGUUUGAAAUUGAAAUUGAUGGUGCUGUGCUGAACUUACAGAUGGAAUUGAUUGAACUGCAAAGUGACUCUCUUCUAAAAACGAUAAUAUUUAACGAUAUAGCCACGUGUAAAGAACUAACUCAAUUGGAUGGUGAAGAAUCUGAUGAUGGUAAGAGAAAGAGGGGUGAAAAAAAAGACGACCAAGAUGAAAACCCUUUCAAUAAAAGCAGAAAAUUAUUUAGGUCUCCAGCUAAGAAAGAAUAUGAUAAUACAGAACUAACAGAAAUGAUGAUCGCUCUUAUGAACGAAGUUAAGGAAAUACGAAAAGACCAGCAAAGCUUUCAAGAGGAAAUUCGCAAUUUAAAAAAAGAAAGUUGUGAGUUGAAGGGAAAGGUAGUAGGUAGGAUAUAA
Diabrotica virgifera virgifera (western corn rootworm) is the source of this 1257-nucleotide messenger RNA. RefSeq names its product general transcription factor II-I repeat domain-containing protein 2A-like. The record is from RefSeq and is a predicted model, not a curated record. The transcript has 4 exons. Lineage: Eukaryota; Metazoa; Arthropoda; Insecta; Coleoptera; Chrysomelidae. The coding region runs from base 1 to 1257 and encodes 418 amino acids.